Acytostelium subglobosum LB1 is the source of this 378-nucleotide messenger RNA. RefSeq lists its product as hypothetical. The record is from RefSeq and is a predicted model, not a curated record. Bases 1 to 378 code for a protein of 125 amino acids. The transcript has 2 exons. NCBI's taxonomy places the organism in Eukaryota, Evosea, Eumycetozoa, Acytosteliales, Acytosteliaceae. Gene Ontology annotation, molecular function: single-stranded RNA binding; mRNA binding; zinc ion binding. Gene Ontology annotation, biological process: positive regulation of cytoplasmic translation. Gene Ontology annotation, cellular component: cytoplasm.
AUGGAGGGACCAUUAUGUUACAGAUGCCAGAAGCCAGGCCACAGAGCCGCUGAUUGCUCAGAGGAGGAGGUUUGCCGUAGCUGCAAGCAACCAGGCCAUUAUGCCCGCGACUGUCCAACACCAGGCGAGAACACUGGUCUAAAGUGCUACGGAUGCAACCAGUAUGGUCACGUCCAGAGGGCCUGCCCAAACCAAGCGCAGUCCAGAAGAUGCUACAAGUGUGGCGGCGUUGGCCACAUGCAGUCCACCUGCCCAUCCGCUGAGGGCGGCGGCGGUAGCGGAGGUCGUGGAGGUUACAGCGGAGGCGGCGACAGGAAGUGCUACAACUGUGGCAAGCCUGGCCACAUCUCCAGAGACUGCCAGGAGCAGAGCAACUAG